Phytophthora nicotianae INRA-310 is the source of this 689-nucleotide messenger RNA. RefSeq lists its product as hypothetical. Bases 1 to 651 code for a protein of 216 amino acids. The record is from RefSeq and is a predicted model, not a curated record. Lineage: Eukaryota; Oomycota; Peronosporomycetes; Peronosporales; Peronosporaceae. The transcript has a single exon.
AUGACAGGCACGCCGUUCACAGCGGAAAAGGCGCACCAGAACACAGACCUCACAAUGCAAUCUCGAGUUGCACGAGCCCUUACCAAGACAAUUGUGGCUGCAGGCACAGCGAGCGCGAUAGCGACGGCUUGUUGGCUACUUAACCGAAUUCUGGACGGUAACGACCACAAACGCAUCGAAAACUUACGCGAAUACAUUGAAGAAAAGGACAACGACGAAGACGAUGAAUAUGCAGACUACAGCGACUACAGCGACUACAGCGACCCAGACGACGGCUUCGCCCUGUUGCCCGUCGUCUCCGAGUCCGACGACGAGUCCGAGAGCGCCAUGGGCUACACGAGUGACUACUUCACCCCUCCAUAUGACGUCUGCAUGUUGUCCGUCAGCAUCCAGACCGUCGUGGAUCCACUUUCAGAUGUUUCUUCGAGCGAAUGUCGACUCUGCAAAGCCGCAGACGCGACUGAGGGCUUUGACGCCGCCGGGGAUGGCUUCGAUCUAGACGAAAAGCAUCGCGCACUGUCGUUCACGGAUACGGAAUGUAGCAGCAACAGAAGUGUGUUAUCCGUUGCUAGCGAGCAUGGCGACGACUAUGAAGAAGGAGAUGUUGUACGGCGAUCGAGGGUGGACCAGUGGUUGUAUGUCAGACUCUAAGGCUUAGCAACCGUGUUGCAGUUCUCACACGUCACAGG